This is a messenger RNA of Jaminaea rosea, 2157 nucleotides long. Its product is annotated as DNase I-like protein. The annotation marks the transcript as partial. Lineage: Eukaryota; Fungi; Basidiomycota; Exobasidiomycetes; Microstromatales. Gene Ontology annotation, molecular function: phosphatidylinositol-4,5-bisphosphate 5-phosphatase activity. The transcript has 7 exons. The record is from RefSeq and is a predicted model, not a curated record. Gene Ontology annotation, biological process: phosphatidylinositol dephosphorylation.
CAGAGGCCCGCGAUUAAGGUCAAGAUCAUCACUUGGAACAUGGGCGGAGCAUCGCUGCCCAAGGGAGAUCUCGAGGUGCUGCUAGGUAGAGUCGGAGGAUACGUCCCGCCAGAGGAAGACUGGGAUCUGGACGAUGCAGAGGGAAAGGGCAUACCCGGGCAGGAAGGUACACCGCGUCACGAGCGCAUUCCCCCUCUCCCGCACGACGACGGCCAUCCGUAUCACCUCCUCGUCGUAGCUGGACAGGAGUGCCCAUGGGGCGAUGGAAAACGCAUUGCAACUGGCAUUGGUGUGGCUGGUGAGCUCAGCGACCUGACGCGAAGCAAGAGCAAAGCAACACAUCUGAGCAAGUCCAAGGAGAAGAGCGGCGAGGGACACAAUGGAGCUGCUGUCCCUCAGACUCCCGCUGGAUUUGGGACAGGAGCCGAUACACCAGCAGGCGGUAGCGACGGCUUUCCCUUUGGAUCUCCUCCUCCAACCGCAGGCCCGGGCGGAAAUGUGCCUGCGGGUGCGCCUGCUACUCAUGGCGGUGGCAGAGUCUUUGGCGGCAAAGGGUGGAGUGACAUGUGUGAGGACUGGCUGUGUCGAGGCCCAGCAGCGCAGAGCAAGGCAACCAAGGGCCUGGCAGCUACGACGGAAGCCCUCGUCUCUGGCCACAUCGGUCCAAGUCAGGAGGGAUCGAGGAAUCCUUCGCGUGCUCCUAGCCCGUGCCCGAGCUCGCACGAGAUCGACGGCACGCCUCUCUCCCUCGGCGCCUACGAGCUGCUCGUCAAGGAGCGCUGUGCCAUGAUCUACAUGGCUGUCUACUGCUGGCGCGGCUGCCGGGACCGUGUGCGAGGUUUCGAUCGUGCCCACGUCAAGAGCGGCCUCCUCGCUGGCCGAGUUGGCAACAAAGGCGCCGUAGGCAUCAGUGUCAAGCUGGGCCAGACACGCAUGCUCUUCGUCAACUCUCACCUGGCAGCACACGAGGGCAAAAUUCAAACGCGCUUGGAUAAUAUCGCAAAGAUCAAGAAGGAGCUCCGCCUUGAUACCUUUUUGCCCACGGAGGAUCCGACGAACAAGCUUGCAGAUGUAACGGGGAUGUACGACCACUCAUUCUGGUGCGGGGACCUCAACUUCCGAGUAGACAUUACGCGACAGCAUGCUGAUUGGCUCAUCAUGAAUAAGCGAUACGAUCAAGCUCUCGAGUUCGACCAGCUUCGCAAGGUCAUGAAAGAAGGGAGGGAGUUUCAGAACUUUCGAGAGCACGAUAUCUCGUUCCCGCCUACGUACAAGUAUGAUGUACUCAAAACGCUCAAGAAGCCCAAGCGGGACAGGACGGUCCGCCGAAUCCUACGUCGUCGAGGACAUACGGCCUCUUCAGCCGUGGCUGCUACGUUUGCUGGCAACGAGACGGACGAGGACCCAGACGAGACCAGGGCGACGGCAGCAGAUGCGGACGAGACGAUGGAUACCAACAGGAGUGGAGCCACGAAGCGCGCCUCGAUGAUCAGCUUGCAAGACGGGGAAGAUGAGACGGACGACGAUGAUGAUGCAAGCUCGACAUCUUCGAUUGGACCCUGGGGCGGCUCGGUAGGCUCGUCGGGCUUCACCGGCCCACCGUCAGAGAGUGAACACUCUGGCCCUUCAGACUCGAGUGGGAAGAUAGGCGUUGCCACAGCCGCUGCCGGUACGAAGGAGAAGACGCCCGCCGCAGCGAGCGAGUCGCAGCCGUACGAUACGAGCGCAAAGCAGCGAGUGCCAAGCUGGACGGACCGAAUCCUGUGGCGGACGAACGUCAAGCCAAAGGUCGUAGGCCCUACUCUGGCUACUAUUGGAGAGCGUGGCGAGCAACAGGCUCGAGAGCCAUGGAUGAGGCCCCGUCGCACCUUCUCUGCCGAUCACGACAUCUCUGGCCUUCCACCCGAGCCACGACGAGGGACAGCGCGAUCGGAUCACGUCGCUCCCCCUCUGCCGACUAUGCAGCCCGACGCGCAUUCAGUGGCAAUGUCAACCGCAGCCCCUCCCCUCCCGGAGUCCGAGCUGGAGAUCAUUGGGCCGAGACGCGGCGAGGUGGAGUGCUUGCUGUACAAGAGCUUGGAUGAUGGAGAGAUGAGGGCCUUGGAGGGCAGGAGCGACCACAGGCCGGUGAUUUUUGUGGGUAGCAUUGGUAUUUAA